Molecule: messenger RNA, 870 nt
Organism: Aspergillus melleus
Lineage: Eukaryota; Fungi; Ascomycota; Eurotiomycetes; Eurotiales; Aspergillaceae
Exons: 3
Coding region: 1-870 (289 amino acids)
Source: RefSeq, a predicted model, not a curated record
AUGAGUAUCCGGGGUCAUGUAAGCGUCCUCGAAACACCGAACCUCGCCCGAGUCGGUGCUCUGAAUGCCCCCGAACCGAAUGGGAUGGAGGUCCUGGCAAAUUGCACGGAUCUUCAAGGGGUCUUUCUGGAUGGGCUUGAGGAGGCGUAUGGUGGACUUUGGUUUGAUGGGUAUAUUGGUCGAGUGAACCUCGGUCAGAUGGUGCAGACAGAUGCGCCAAUUACCAUCCGAGCGAGAUCGCCUAUGUCGAUAGACUCGACGCUUCAGGAUGCGGGGGUGCUUGAUCUUUCGGGGGAGUUUGAGGCCAUAAACUUCUCCGACAUCGCCACCGCAGAGUCCCUGACCAUCACGACUACCAGCUCUACCAAAUGUGCAUCUAACCUAGUGGAAGUGUACAGCACCCUGAACUCGCCCCGCGAAGCUUCAUUCUGCAGUGAAGAUACCGCGUCUCCAUCCUCGUCUACCUCCUCCCUCGGCGAGGGCCUCGAUGACUUGCUCAAUAAUGACGACGACGAGAGAUCUUCGACGCGUUGGACCCCGCCCUCAUUCGAGGAUGUGUACGGGGAUCGCGACGAUGACAAGGGCAGCUCGCCGCGGAACCAUGGGAUCCCGACAGCGGUGAUUGUGCUCAUUCCGGUGAUUGUGGGCGUUACCUGUUGUGGUUUGGCUUGGUGCUGUGCGAGUAAGUGUGCGACGAAAAGGAAGGAGAAGCAGCAGCAGCAAGGACAGCAGGAAAGUUCUGGCGACUUGGAGGCGUCGAUUCAGCAGGUUCAGCCUGCCGUUGUGAGGGAUCCACAUGAGUUCAGUAAUGAUCUUCCACCGCCGUACUCGGUGGAUACGCCAACCCAGGAGCGAAGUAGAUAUUUCUAG